This is a messenger RNA of Drosophila navojoa, 922 nucleotides long. RefSeq lists its product as uncharacterized. The record is from RefSeq and is a predicted model, not a curated record. NCBI's taxonomy places the organism in Eukaryota, Metazoa, Arthropoda, Insecta, Diptera, Drosophilidae.
UGGACUUCAGGUAGAGUAUUAAUUUAUCAUUGAAGCCUUUUAAGUAUUUGGCUCAAAGUUCAGUGGACUGUCUAGGCGUGUUGCACAUGCAACGGUUCAGCAGUUCAGCGGUUCAGCGAUUUGUGUCAACAGUUAUAAUCAAUAAAGCGAGAGUUCUGGAAGUCCAGUGAGUCCUGUGAGUCCUGUGAGUCCCGUGCAACGACACUUGCUGUCAUUAGUUGCCGUUGCGAGUGCGAGUUGACAAGUUCAGCAUGAAAUUGGCACGGAAAAUAGUUCUGUGGAUUUUGCCUCUCUUUCUGCUAGGUUUCCUGCUGACCAUUAGCGAGGCCUAUUUGAACAAUGUGCGCGUGGAGGAGAUACCCUUUAAGCGAAUGCAGCCGCGUGCAGCCAGCCUGAAGGGCAAACGUCCAGGUGGCAUCCAUCUGAUCUCCAGCCUGGAGCAUCAGCGCACUUUUCUCCAUCUCUUUCAUGUGCCCUAUAUCAUUUGCUUCUAUGCCGCUAAGGGGAAAUGGCCCUAUGUGCCGGGAUUCAUGAAGACGCGCGUGGAUAACGCCGCCAAGAGUUUCUUUCAUCAGAAUGACAGUUUCAUCAAGCAAUUCUGCACCAAGUGGAUACAGGUGAAGGAGUGUUUCCGGCCCAUCUUUGAUAAAUCAAAUGAAACGGAACUGGAAUUGGAGGCGCAGAAGCAGAAGGAAAGCUGCAAUUGUGAAAAGCUGGUAGCCACGGAACCGCCAGUGCCCGUUGUCUACUUUGAUAAGAACUACAUUGGCAAUGUCAGUUCAGAGACCAUUUUGACCACCAUCGAGUUUCUUGAGAGUUUUCUGCCACCACCUACCAAAAAGCACAAGCGCAAGAAUCGCGUGCGUGGGCGCAUUGAUGAAAUGGAUAUUGAAUGAACACACUGAAAAGCAUUUUAUAAUAA